Messenger RNA from Closterium sp. Yama58-4, 3921 nucleotides. The record is from the annotation of a GenBank genome assembly. NCBI's taxonomy places the organism in Eukaryota, Viridiplantae, Streptophyta, Zygnematophyceae, Desmidiales, Closteriaceae.
AUGGCGCCCUCUUAUUGCCAACCGGGCUGCUGGCUGGAUGCGUGGGGGGCACUUGCUGCUGGAGAGGGGAACGGCACAGGGGGGCAGACCACCCGGGCAGACCACCCGGGCAGACCACCCGGGCAGACCACCCGGGGCAUCAGGCCCGGGUGUUGGAUGGAGCACAUGCUGCUGGACAACGAGACAGGCCUGGACCCGCCAGGCAUUCGCGUGCGGCCCGUGUCAGGGCUGGUAGCUGCGGAUUAUUUCUUACCCGGUUACUUUGUCUGGGCGGUCAUCAUCGAGCAGCUCGCCAAGAUCGGCUACGAGGAGAGGAACAUGUUCAUGGCCGCUUAUGACUGGCGCCUCUCCUUCUACAACACACAGAAGAGGGAUCAAACGCUCAGUCGCCUCAAGGCCACCAUUGAAAUGCUCGUGCAGACCAACGAGGGCAAGAAAGCCGUGGUGGUGCCCCACUCCAUGGGAGUGCUCUAUUUCCUCUUCUUUAUGAAGUGGGUUGAAGCACCAGCGCCCCUGGGAGGCGGAGGGGGCCCGCGGUGGGUACACGAUCACAUCAGGGCGGUUUUCAACAUCGGAGGGCCGCUCCUUGGCGCACCCAAGGCGUUCACUGGUCUUUUCUCUGCAGAAGCCAAGGAUGUAGCGGCUAUCAGGGCGCUGGACCCAGGGGUGUUUGACAGCCUGCAGGCGCUGCAGCAUGUGAUGCGGGUGUCACGCACGUGGGACUCCACCAUGAGCAUGCUGCCCAAGGGAGGGGAGGUUGUCUGGGGCAACGCCACGUGGGCGCCUGAGGACUCGUUCAACUGCUCCAAGGCCCGCGCGAAGCAGCUGCAGCUGCAGCAGCAGCAGGCGGGGGAGAGUGGGAAUAGCUCCAAGGCAGGGGGGGAGGGUAAGGGGUUGGGAGUGGAGGGUUUUUUACGCACUCUGAUGGCUGAGGGUGCCUCUUCCUCUGCCUUCUCAGCCUCUUCCUCCUCUUCCUCCUCUUCCUCCUCUUCCUCCUCCUCCUCCUCUUCCUCCUCUUCCUCCUCUUCCUCCUCUGCCUCUCCUGCUUCCUCCCUGGCUACUGGCGCUCACUCGAAGGGGUUUGGUGAUGGCGUGGGCAGUGAGGAGGGUGGAGGUGGGAAUGGGGGUGACGGGGAUGACGCGAAGAUACACACGAGGAGCUACGAUCUUGAGACAAGCGAGCGGCGGGCAUGGUUUGGACGCAUGGUAUCCUUUGGAGCAGCAUCAGCCACGCUCUCAGAAUCCCUGGUGUGCCCCUCAGGCGCCAAGGCAGCAGCCAGGGCAGCAGCAGCCACGUGCCCUGCCGCCUCCACGUGCCCAGCCACUCGGCGCAAGCAGUGGCAGCGGCAGCUGGAGGAAACCGUGUUUCAGCACCUGCACUCACGCAACAAGUCAUGCGGCGACGUGUGGACGGAAUACCAUGACAUGAGCUGGCACGCACUCAAGGACAUUGCUAACUGCCCCUUCUACACCGCGGGGGAUGAGAGCGACGGCCCUUCUGGGGGCAUUCUGGGGCUGCUGCGACAGGUGGCGCCCAAGACGAUGGCACGCGCGGAUGAGAACUGGAGCUAUGGGAUCGCAGAGGACUUGAGCGAGAGGAAAUAUGCGGAGGAGCCGAAAUACUGGGCGAACCCUCUGGAGACCAGCCUGCCCGAUGCCCCGGAGAUGGAGGUGUACUGCGCGUAUGGCACGGGGCUGCUCACAGAGAGGGCGUACGUGUACCGCCUCUCCCCCUCCAACGACACCUGCCUCAUCCCCUUCCGCAUUGACGCCUCUGCCAACGGGCCGCCCGGCCAGGCGGGGGACUGUCUAACAGAGGGGGCAUACUUCACGGACGGCGACGAGACAGCGCCCGUGCUCUCCAUGGGGCUGCCGUGUGCCAAGCUGUGGCGCGGCCGCACGCGCUUCAACCCCGCCGCCUCGCCCACCUUCCUGAGGGAGUACGAGCACCGCCCCACCUCGGGGCUGCUGGCGGGCAGGAGCACGCAGAGCGGCAGCCACGUGGACAUCAUGGGUAACUUUGCACUCAUUGAGGAUAUUCUGCGGGUUGCCGCUGGUGCUACGGGGGUGGAGAUUGGCGGGGAUCAGAUUUAUUCGGAUAUAUUGCAUUGGGCGGAAAGGCUCGUGCACCUCCGCUCGCUCGCGAUCGCCGAUUGGUCGGUGUUAAUCUCUCCAGAACUCAAGAAUCUGUCUUCUCUCACCGCGCUCUCCCUUAACUCGAGGACCUGGGACCUACAGGAUUUCGAAAACCUCUCUUCUCUCCCAAGCCUCACAUCUCUUUCCGUGUCGGAAGAGCUCAUUCAUUCGCGAGUGUUACCGCCUUCGCGUCCGUUUUCGUUCGCGCAUCUGCCGUCGCUCAAGUCGCUGGAAAUGGAAGGCGAAUGUCCACCGUUCGAUGUCAUGUUCCCCUCAGAUUCGCCCUGCACCCUCCUGGAACGCCUCACGCUCAGCCAGUGCGAUGAGCUCGCCUCGCUCCCGAACGAUCUUGAAGACCGCUUGCCAUGUCUCCGCGAGCUGACCAUCAGCGAAUGCAGAUCGUUCUUCGAGCAACCCCAGCAGCUCACCUCCCUGACCAACCUCCGCCACUUGAAGCUUUCGGACUGCAGCUUCGCCGGUCUGCCUCACGAUCUCGGCGAGCUCUCCGCGCUGAAAACGCUCGUGCUGCACGAACUCAAUGUCGACCUCCCUGCCUCGUGCAGCCAGCUCAAGGCUCUAGAGACGCUGUUAGUCACAGACUGCGCACACCUACGCGAGUUACCAGAGGGGUUUGGCGCUCUCACUGCGCUCAAAACCCUGUGCCUUGCAGGCUCACCUCCUCUGAUCCUUCCUGACGACAUUGGACAACUCACCAACCUCCAGACUUUCUUUUUGAAAUCGUACCAGCAACACCAUCUGCUUCCCUCCUCCUUCACCCACCUGGCGUCACUGACAAGGCUUGAGCUUCAGGACUGCGCGUUGGCAGAGCUCCCAGAGGCCAUGGGGGAGCUGAGGUGCCUGCGCGAGCUCUACAUCCAAUCCUGCUCGCACCUCCACAAGCUUCCAGACUCCGUUUCAGCCCUCCUGGGCCUUGAAAUUCUCAAGGUUGACAGCUGCAGCAGCCUGUUUUCAGUGCCUAAGAAUCUUGUGAAUCUGGGAAGGCUGACGCAGUUGGAGCUGACCGGCUGUGGAUUGCUGAGGAAAGCGCCAGAGUUCUUGCCAGGCUCGCUAGAAGCUCUCAGCGUGGGGAGUUCGCAUCAGGUCACCCGUCUGCCAGGCGCCUAUCAUCUUCCAUUCUUGAGGCAAGCGAGCCUACAAAUGGUGAUCUUCCCCGCUGCACUCUCCAGAAGCCUUUCCUCUCUGGAGCAGUUGAAGCUGUACCUGGCUUGGGAGGAGGAGUUCCCAUUUCCAUUAAUUGCUUUUCCUCACCUCCGCACGUUGUCAAUCCUUAGCACAGGAGUCAUGAGGCUUCCAGAUUUUUCUAGCUCUACAUUGCAGGAGCUGCGUCAGCUGGAAAUACUCCUGCCUGAGUUGACAGAACUCCCACCGACCGUUGCAGCCCUCCAGAAGCUCACAUACAUGGAGAUUAGGUCCCCCAAGCUGCCCUCACUUCCUGAUUCACUCAUGGCGCUCACCAGGUUACGCAAGCUGAUUCUGAGCAACUCCCAAUCUCUCACUCACCUCCCUGCGUCCCUCACCCAGCUCUCCUGCCUCUGUGAGCUAAGGGUCCACCACGGCUCCAUGACUUCUCUUCCUUUUGACUUUUCUCGCCUUAGCAGGCUGCAGAUUCUGGAUUUGGAGGAUUGCAAAGAGCUGGAGGCUCUGCCUGAAGAUCUGGGGGAGCUGAAGCUGCUGGUGACUUUGAACACUAGUGGGUGUGUCAAGUUGUACGAUGAAGAUGGAAAGCGUCGACUUCCUGAGGGGUGUUCGUAUCGGUGGAGGUAG